AUGCAAUUUCCAGUUUUACAAGAUGUUGGCGAUCCAUUACCCCAACCGGAUGGUUUAAUUCUCGAAGAUGGAAUAAACUGGGAGGAAGAACUGGCCAAAAUAAUUUACCCACCCAAUUGGCAGUACAAGAAAGAUUCCGAGGAAGGUGUUCUGAACAUAUUUAAACUCACAAAAUGUUCGGGUGCAAUGUGUCUCCAAAAGAACAUUGUGUUUAAUAACGGUUCAAUACGUUACGAAGUACAUGGCGCGCGAGUACCUGACCAUCUUGGCUAUUUGUCAGCAGAAGUAUUUUCGAUUGACAUGUUGAAAAACGCUGUGAAAACUUUCGACGAAGCAGACUUGUGUGUUGGUGUAACAAUUUCCUUGAAAGACAAUAAUGCACACCAACAGUUAAAGCUUAUGGAAUGUACAGAAGGCUUUUGGGACGGCAAAGUCUUGCGAUCGUACAAUUGCGACAGGCUUUUAAAACCAUGUUCCUCAAAGUUCCAUACAUCACUCAAGGCCGUGGCAUGUAAGGAAUGUCGGAAACUAAAAAAUGCCUUAAAUAAGAAAAUAUGGAACCUUAACCAGACGUGUAUGAAGAGGACACUCGAAAAAUUUAGAACUGCUAGAGCAAAGGCUGUAAGAACUUCCGCACGCAAAUCGACAAUUCUGAAGAGGGUGAAAUAUGAGCUUACUGAGCUGCGCACUAAACUGUCAGUGACAUCGGAGGAUUUGUUCCAUGAAUACAUCAACACUCUUCCACCACAGGUUCCGUCUUAGAUAAUUUAUUAUAUUUUUCGUAUGCAUCCAAAUAUCAUUUUUUCUUAUCGUGAGGUAGAUACUUUUUUCUGAUAUUGACAUUGACUGAUAUUUACUAUACGUACCGCUUGUUAAACACUUUCUUUAGAAUAACUCAAUUUAGCUUUCAUAUUUUCCUAGUUUGAUUGCAUGCAUACGCUUUCCUUAUUGGAAGUUUUUGUUUUUAUAAUGAAGUUAUAAAUAAACCGCGACAUUGUGUUU
Messenger RNA from Daphnia magna, 1002 nucleotides. RefSeq lists its product as uncharacterized. Lineage: Eukaryota; Metazoa; Arthropoda; Branchiopoda; Diplostraca; Daphniidae. The transcript is spliced from 2 exons. The record is from RefSeq and is a predicted model, not a curated record. Bases 1 to 762 code for a protein of 253 amino acids.